CACGGACUGUCCGUGACAACGGGGGUUGGAAUGGGGGAAAGCUGCUAAACUGGCAGAGCAAGAGGGGGAGUCCGAGGCAACACGUGACUCUCGGAGUAACGGAGGGAGGAUGAGCUGCAGGGAGCGCUGAGUGUCCAGCUGCAGAGAGAAGUGCGGAGGGCUUCAUUCAGCCGGAGCUCGGGCUGUGUAUGUGUUGGUGCCCGGCUCUGAAAAAGAAUGCCUCUGGUUAAAAGAAACAUCGAUCCUCGGCACUUGUGCCAUACUGCUCUUCCCAGAGGAAUCAAGAAUGAACUGGAAUGCGUUACUAACAUUUCACUGGCCAAUAUAAUUAGGCAGUUAAGUAGUCUAAGUAAAUAUGCAGAAGAUAUAUUUGGUGAACUUUUUAAUGAGGCACACAGUUUCUCCUUCCGAGUUAACUCUCUUCAAGAACGUGUAGACAGGUUAUCUGUUAGUGUAACACAGCUUGACCCAAAAGAGGAAGAACUGUCUUUGCAGGACAUAACAAUGAGAAAAGCGUUUCGGAGUUCAACUAUUCAAGAUCAGCAACUGUUUCACCGCAAGACCUUGCCCAUUCCUCUUCAUGAAACUUAUGAAAUAUGUGAACAUCCUCCACCCCUUAAUAUAUUAACUCCCUACAGAGAUGACGGCAAAGAGGGCUUAAAGUUUUAUACCAAUCCAUCCUACUUCUUUGACUUAUGGAAAGAGAAGAUGUUGCAGGAUACAGAAGACAAACGGAAAGAAAAGAGAAAGCAAAAACAAAAGAAUAUUGAUCGUCCUUAUGAACUAGAAAAAGUGCCUCGGGCUCCCCAUGACAGACGUCGCGAAUGGCAGAAGUUGGCUCAGGGAUUGGAAUUGGCUGAGGACGAUGUAGACCUUCAUCUUCAUCAUAAACAUAUAGAAAUUGCUAAUGGGCCAGCUUCUCAUUUUGAUGCAAGGCCCCAGGCAUAUGGUGAAAACAUGGAUGGACCCUUCUCACUUGCAGCACUACCAUUCAGUCAGAUGAAUGAUCUUCUAAACAGAGUUGAAGACAGGGUGUUGGUGAGACCUCAUGAACCACCACCGCCUCCACCAGUGCAUGCCCCUGGGGAUGGAAAAGCAAUGCCUCAAAUUAUUAGUGCAACACCAGGAUUAAAUGAGAACAGACCACAGUCUCCAGCCAUGGGCAGAACACCAGGCUUCGCCAGCCCUUCUCCUCCACCACCACCUCCUCCGCUACCUCCACCACCUCCACCCCUUCCAUCUGCUCUUUCGGCUUCCUCAUUACGAUCAUCAAUAUCUUCUACACCUCCCCCACCAAUCCCACCACCACCUCCACCACCUACAACUACCAUUCAGACUACUGUUGUCCCUCCUCCACCAACACCCCUCCAGAUUGCUCCUGGUGUCCUCCACCCAGCUCCACCUCCUAUAGCACCUCCACUUGUACAAGCAUCUCCUCCUGUUACACGGGUUACUCAGAUCAGCGAGAAUGCUCCAGCUCCACAGAUAGAAGCAGCAGGGCUGCCCCCACCACCUCCUCCUCCACCCUUACCUCCUCCUGGAAUGCGUCCUUCUUCCCCUAUUGCAGUCCCACCUCUUUCUCACCCUGGUGGGGCAGUCCACCCUGUUGCUUCCAUUGUACCUGGUUCACAUGUUCCAUCACCACCAUCACAAGCCCCUGAGCCUAAGAGACACCCCUCAACACUCCCAGUCAUCAGUGAUGCUAGAAGUGUACUUCUGGAAGCAAUAAGGAAAGGAAUUCAACUUCGCAAAGUAGAAGAACAGCGUGAACAAGAAGCUAAACACGAACGCAUUGAAAAUGAUGUAGCCACUAUCCUCUCGCGGCGCAUUGCUGUGGAAUAUAGUGAUUCAGAAGAUGAUUCUGAGUUUGAUGAGGUGGAAUGGCUAGAAUAGAAUAUAGCAUAGAAAAUGCUCAAGAUAUAAACUACAAACUGGAAUGCAGAUGUAAACUGUGGUGCUUGUCCAUUGAAAAUGUUUGGUUAUUUCUAGUGUUUUGUAUCUCUAUUACUUUUCACCACCAGACUAAAUCAUGUUUUUUUUUGUACUUUUAGUUUACAGUAAAACUAGAAAUCUUGACAUUUUUCAGUGGCUUUUUACACUUCUUUGGAGGACUGUAAUCUUUCAAUAGACCACUAAGUAUUACAAUUGGGCAGCUGUCAAGUUGUAGAAUAGGAAGGUUAUUAUUUUUUUAAUGUACUACUUGUGCACUUUGUGAAUUUUAAGUUAAUGAAGGAAACCGGAGAUUGAAAUUCCAAGGGCAGCUUGUAUCUAACUAAAAUGAGCCUUAUUUAAUUUAAAAAGAAUUGUUUUUACAACCUAGUUGUCAAAUCCCACUGCUAUACAUUAGGUCAUUACACUGAGAAAAUACUUUAAAAUGUUAGAAAUGAAGAACAAAAGAAUUGUACUACAAGCCUGUUUCUAAAAAAGUUGGGACACUGUGUAAAAUAUUAGUAAAAAGUGAUUGGGAUGAUUGAUCAUUUAAUCCAUAUAUGUAAUUGCAAAUAGUACAAUGAUAACAUAUCAAAUGUUCAAUGUUGAAACUGAAAAAUGUUAUUUUAUUUUUUUUUGUUAAAUAUAUGCUUAUAUUAAAUUUGAUCCUAGCAACAUGCUUCAAAAAAUUAUGGUAUGGGGCAUGUUUCCCGCUGUGUUGCAUCAACUCUUCUUUUAACAUCAUUCUGGGAGCUGUGGAGACCAAUUGCUGUAGUUUUGAAAGUGAAAUAUUCACUUCUUGCCUGAUAAAGGAUUUCAGCUGCUGAACAGUUCAAGGUCUCCUUUAUCAUAUUUUCCCUUUCAUAUGCUCCAAAUUAUUUCAGUGUGUGACAGGUCUGGGCUGCAGGCAGGCCAGUUUAGCACUAUGGAGCCUUGCUGUUAUAGUGCAGAAUGCACUUUGGCAUUGUCUUGCAGUUCUGCUUUGCCUCAGUCCAUCUUUGCAUGGUAGAAUUGUAACUUGCAUUUGAGGAUACGGCAACAAGCCGUGUUCACAGACAAUGUUUUUGGAAGUAUAUCUGAGUCCAUGCAGUAAUUUUUCACUAUAGAAUAGUGUCUGUUUUUAAGCAGUGCGUCUGAGGUCCCCAAGAUCACAGGCAUCCAAUAAUGGCUUUAGCCUUUGUCUCUUGCAUAAAGAGAGAUUUCCAGAUUUUCUGAAUAUUCUGAUGAUGAUAUGUGAUAUUAUCAAAUCUCCAAAUUCUUUGUAAUUUUACGUUGAGGAACAUUAAAAUUUGCCCACAAAGAGUUUCACAGAGCCAGCCUCUGUAGGAUUCUCUAUUUAUGCCCAAUAAUGUUGCUGACCUGCUUCUAACUGGUGAGAUGUUCUUUAGCAUUACAAAACUUUUCUAGUUCUUUCAUUGCCCAUGUUCUAACUUUUUUGAAUGUGUUGCUGGUAUCAAAUUCAAAACAAGCAUAUAUAUAUAUAUAUAGUUAAGUAAAAAUACAAUUUCUCAGUUCCAUCAUUUGAUAUGUUGGUUUUGCACUGUUUGAUGUCAAAUUAACUUAAUUGAUUUGCAAAUCAUCCCAUUCUCUUUUUAUUUAUAUUUAAUACAGUGUACAAACUUUUUGAAACAGGGUUGUAUUUUUUUUUAUGGCUUUAUAUGAAUGCUAAGUUUUUUUUAUGUACAUGUUGUAUGGUACUUCUUUGCCUGUAUACUAAAUAAAAAAAAAAAAUAAAAUCCAUGUGAAAUAUUAUUUUAAACAUUCUGUGUAACUUAUGUAACUGUCUAAGAACAGUUUGAUUUAAUAAAUUCAUCAUUUUAAAUGGA
Xenopus tropicalis (tropical clawed frog) is the source of this 3755-nucleotide messenger RNA. RefSeq names its product WASP family member 1 (gene wasf1). The record is from RefSeq and is marked provisional. NCBI's taxonomy places the organism in Eukaryota, Metazoa, Chordata, Amphibia, Anura, Pipidae. Gene Ontology annotation, biological process: actin cytoskeleton organization. Gene Ontology annotation, cellular component: cytoskeleton; focal adhesion; synapse. Gene Ontology annotation, molecular function: actin binding.